Aphanomyces astaci is the source of this 187-nucleotide messenger RNA. RefSeq lists its product as hypothetical. The transcript has a single exon. The annotation marks the transcript as partial. NCBI's taxonomy places the organism in Eukaryota, Oomycota, Saprolegniomycetes, Saprolegniales, Verrucalvaceae. The record is from RefSeq and is a predicted model, not a curated record.
AUACAAGUACAAGCGAAACUACAAGUCGGGCGCAGCGAAAGAAGUAUACUUGUACGGAUGCAUCAGCCAUCAAAGAUGUCCUCCUAGUCUUCAUGCGGUUGCUGUUAACACCGACGUCCAUAUUCGCGACGACAUGCUCGCGCUGACACCAUUCAGCUUCGACGAGGUAGUCUAUUGCGCCAAGUGA